AGGACCAAACCCGCAACUACCCGUUCUACCCUCCUUAAUCAAAACUAUUAUAUCGCAAUGAGAGAAAUUAUCCAUUUGUCUACCGGCCAAUGUGGUAACCAAAUUGGUGCUGCUUUCUGGCAAACCAUCUGUGGAGAGCACGGUCUCGACAACGACGGUAACUACCACGGUGACCAGGAGAUCCAAAAGUCCCGUUUGAGUGUCUACUUUAACGAGGCCAACUCUGGUAAGUACGUUCCGCGUGCCGUUAUGGUCGAUUUGGAGCCAGGCGCUAUCGACUCUGUCAAGGCCUCCACCAUCGGUAACUUGUUCAGACCAGACAACUUCGUGUUCGGCCAGUCCUCCGCCGGUAAUGUUUGGGCCAAGGGCCACUACACCGAAGGUGCCGAGUUGGUGGAUUCCGUCAUGGACGUUGUCAGAAGAGAAGCCGAAGGCUGUGACUCCUUGCAGGGCUUCCAAAUCACCCACUCCUUGGGUGGUGGUACCGGUUCCGGCAUGGGUACCUUGUUGAUCUCCAAGAUCAGAGAGGAGUUCCCAGACAGAAUGAUGGCCACCUUCUCCGUUGUUCCAUCGCCAAAGGUCUCUGAUGCUGUUGUGGAACCGUACAACGCCACCUUGUCUGUCCACCAAUUGGUUGAAAAUGCGGACGAAACCUUCUGUAUCGACAACGAAGCCUUGUACGACAUCUGCCUGAAGACCUUGAAGUUGGAUCAGCCAAGCUUCGACCAGUUGAACCACUUGGUUUCGUCUGUCAUGUCUGGUGUCACCACCUCCUUGCGUUACCCUGGCCAAUUGAACUCUGACUUGAGAAAGUUGGCUGUCAACUUGGUGCCAUUCCCACGUCUUCACUUCUUCAUGGUGGGCUACGCUCCAUUGACCUCCUUAGGCUCCCAGUCGUUCCGCUCCUUGACGGUCCCAGAGUUGACCCAGCAGAUGUUUGACGCCAAGAACAUGAUGGCUGCCGCCGACCCACGUAACGGGCGCUACUUGACCGUUGCCGCCUUUUUCCGUGGUAACGUUUCGGUCAGAGAGGUUGAGGACGAGAUGCACAAGGUCCAGACCAGAAACUCCGCCUACUUUGUCGAGUGGAUUCCAAACAACGUGCAAACCGCCGUCUGUUCCGUUCCGCCAAAGGGCUUAGACAUGUCUGCCACCUUUAUUGGUAACUCCACUUCUAUCCAAGAGUUGUUUAAGCGUGUCGGUGACCAGUUCAGCGCCAUGUUCAGAAGAAAGGCUUUCUUGCAUUGGUACACCUCUGAGGGUAUGGACGAGAUGGAAUUCACCGAAGCCGAGUCCAAUAUGAACGAUUUGGUUAGUGAGUACCAACAGUACCAGGAAGCCGGUGUGGACGAUGAAGAGGAGUUGGACUACGCCGAUGAGGCUCCGCUUGAAGACAUGGAGUAAGCGACUGUCAUAUAUACCCACCUACAAAUAGGAAGAGCCACCGAUGUCUUGGGUACUCUACGAGCCACUACUCCACUGAUCGUUAGGCUCGUCUCAACUCCUGGUAUAGACUAGUGUUUUCUUCGUGUCUGUUUUUUUUUUCUCUUCU
This is a messenger RNA of Babjeviella inositovora NRRL Y-12698, 1552 nucleotides long. RefSeq names its product beta-1 tubulin (gene TUB2). Bases 58 to 1404 code for a protein of 448 amino acids. NCBI's taxonomy places the organism in Eukaryota, Fungi, Ascomycota, Pichiomycetes, Serinales. Gene Ontology annotation, biological process: mitotic cell cycle; microtubule cytoskeleton organization. The transcript is spliced from 3 exons. The record is from RefSeq and is a predicted model, not a curated record. Gene Ontology annotation, cellular component: cytoplasm; microtubule. Gene Ontology annotation, molecular function: GTPase activity; GTP binding; structural constituent of cytoskeleton.